Molecule: messenger RNA, 636 nt
Organism: Strongylus vulgaris
Lineage: Eukaryota; Metazoa; Nematoda; Chromadorea; Rhabditida; Strongylidae
Source: the annotation of a GenBank genome assembly
AUGGAGGAUAAGGAUUUGGACUAUAACAGCCUAAUCAAGCAGCCAAAAAAUAUGGGAACUGCUAAAAUUCCACCGCAUACAAAUUUUGCCAAACGUAAACCAUUCCUUUCUCAGGUCUCAAGUACUCCUGAUUCGGACCUAACAUCUUAUACUCUCGAUGCACUUGAAGUGACUGAUGGACGGACGAAGAACACAAGAAACUAUAUUCUCAUUAAAAAAAUCGGACAUUUAGGUCAAAAACUCAUAACAUGGCAAGAAAAGUUUUCCAACUCUCGCUGUGUUUGCGACCAAUGUGGCAAAUCCUAUGCAACGACUAGCAAUCUAAGCCGACAUAAGCAGACUCAUCGCCCCCUGGAUAGCGAACACGCUAAGCAAUGCCCCCAUUGCGACAGGGUUUACGUCAGUAUGCCAGCAUUGAGUAUGCACAUUCUCACCCAUAAAGCUAGCCAUAAAUGCGAAAUUUGUGGGAAAGUGUUUUCCAGGCUGUGGUUGUUACAAGGCCAUCUACGCUCACACACUGGCCAACGUCCCUUCGGUUGUGCCCAUUGUGGGAAAAGCUUUGCAGAUAGGAGCAAUUUAAGGAUGCAUAUCCUAACGCACACAGGUUUGUCGCGUCUUCUUCUCCAGCUCUUAUAA